Messenger RNA from Xyrichtys novacula (pearly razorfish), 7501 nucleotides. NCBI's taxonomy places the organism in Eukaryota, Metazoa, Chordata, Actinopteri, Labriformes, Labridae. The record is from the annotation of a GenBank genome assembly.
GCUGGAAAGUUUGGCGGACUUUAUCCCCCGCAAAGAAGCGAUUUUCGUCAUAACACCGUGGUGUGAUUGUCAGUCCAGUUUGACAAAGUGACAGCGGAGAGAGUGUCGACCUCAGUGGUAAGUGAAAUCAAGUCACUGGCACCUGUUUUGAGGCUGAGUAUAAUUCAACAGUUGCAUGUAUAAAAGUAUUUUAAGGGGGACUUAGUUUCCACUGUGUGGGUCUUUAUUAGUCCGGAUCUUUUUCUCCCGCGGUGUCAUAACUCCACACCCGACGUCACACGUUUGUUAGCAGAUGGCGGGUUGUAAUCGAGCAAUUUUUGUGCAAAGUCAGAAGAAACUUUGUAAGUAAGUUAUAUAUCACGAGUAUUCGUAUUGAGCGUGAAAACGAGUCCGUUUCUCAGUGCUGCGGACUUUGUGGGUCAGCUGAACAUGGCAGAUAGUAGUUAUUACAGUCAUGUGUCUGGUUAACGUGGCUGCAGUCUGGGCUGACCUGGAAUGACUUUUUAGUGGGUGGACUGCUUCAGAUAGAGACUAUUAAAACAGACUAAGACAUAAACUGUGUGACACAACAAAGGGGGAGUGAAUGUGUAAUCUGAGUUACCUAACACUGUGUUUUUGCAGCUUAUCAGUUCAUGUGAGGGGUCAAUGUUUCACUGGAGUGACCGUGUCAGAUCUUGGUUACAGACCAACAACUGAGGAGGCUCCUUUGUUUGGCUCAAGCUCAAGUCUGCAUCAGAUUCGCCUCUGAUUUCUCAAAUCUGAUGUUGGGUUUUUACCAAGACUAGCAGCCCUUCUGGUUUAAUAGAUCUUUAGCUCUCUAGAAUAAAUUAGUCCAGAUCUGUAAAGUCGAGGUAUCAAGGUGUGUUUUGGAUCUGGUCUAACGUGGUCAUUUAUUUUUAAAGACAAAAGACAUAUUUUACAAAACUCGAAGAGACUGCUGCUGCAUCUCCCUGGUACUCUAGAUCUGAAAUGUCUAGGUAACAUGGUUUUGCAUCAGCCUUAUUAAAAGCUGCAAACAAGAUGCCAACUCAAACAGUUCUUGUUUGAGGCUUUUAGACUUGAAUUAAAGAUCUACUACAAGAUCAGUUUAACACAAGCCAGCCUGUCAUUGCACACUUUUUUAAGAUUUACCCAAAUUAUUUUCUGAAUGCAACUUUAAGAAGAUUUGUAAAUCACUUUGGUUUGAUCAUUGGAGUUUAAAUAAAUGUAUCUAUGGUGGCCCCUCAAGGGCAACUUCCCAAACAUCACAUGACCAUGAAAAAACAUUUUACUAAACACAAAAAAUUGUCACCAGACACAAAAAGCUGAACAGCAAACUGCAAAAGAAAUUAUUUUACAAAAUAAAAAUCAUAAAUGCAAAAAAACAAAUAAAACUUUAAAAACGGUGAAAACAAAAAUCACAGUGUGCUACUAUAUGUUUCAUGAAACAAACAAAAAAAUCCCAAUUUUGUUGGUGAAUUUAAUGUUGUUGUUUUUUUGUCAGUGAUAGUUUUGGUGUUUUGUUGUAAUAUAUUUACAGAUUGAUGUUUAUUUUUCCUCCAGAACAGCAGCAACCAUGUCUAUGACCAAUGGCAACCAUAUCAGCAAUGAAACAUGGGACUCACACAACAAAAUGAUGCUGGACCCUCUGGCUGUCAGCGACUCUGAGGUCGGUGUUAUUGGAGAUUAAAUCAGAUUGAGUUUCUGAUCAGUGGAUAAAUUGUUGUUGUUUUUUAAUUUUUUACAAAAUAGUUUUUUGAUUAAGAUUUAGUGAAUUAUUGAAUCCUUCCUAACAAGCUGUGAAUUGUAUUCAUUGUGUUUAUUUGUGUUUUAGGUAUUCGACAUCAUAAAGAAAGAGAAGCACAGGCAGACGUACGGUCUGGAGCUGAUCGCGUCUGAGAACUUUGCCAGCCGAGCCGUUCUGGAGGCUCUGGGUUCCUGCAUGAACAACAAAUAUUCAGAGGGAUACCCGGGUCAGAGGUGCGAAAAUCAAUCACAGUGUUUGUUUACAAUGUAAAACCUGUGCGUCUUGCUUCAUUUUGUGUUUUGUAAAUCAUUAGACCAUGUGAUGCAUGUGUCCAGGUACUACGGCGGCACGGAGCACGUCGAUGAGUUGGAGAGACUCUGUCAAAAGAGGGCACUGGAGGCUUAUGGUCUGGACCCGGAGAAAUGGGGCGUCAACGUGCAACCAUACUCAGGUAUUGCUUAUAAAAAAAACAAUUUUUUAAUUUCUCUUCACCACAUUGUCUCCAAAGCUACAUCUCUAUUUUACAGCCCUGUAUACUCUGGUGUGGUACAGAAUAAUUUGUGUUUCCAUCAUCAAAAGUUGGGAAAGGUUCUGUUCUGUGGUGGGUCUGUAAGGCAGUAAGAGAUCAGCUAUGUACUUGGGGACAAGUCUAAAUAGUUUUUUCAAAAGUUAACAUCAAAAUUUUAAAAUCAGUUCUCACAUUCAGACCUAAUUCUUGUGUUACCGAAUAACUGUCCAGAACGCAACUUUAGAAUAAAAGCUUUACUUGUAUUUCCUCCACAGAAAUAAAUGGAUCAGACUAUUAUUUUGAAAAGAUUUCCAGAAGUAUUUCCUAAUAUCUUUUUCAAGCUUGUGGCAUAAACAUAGUUAAUACAUAGCAAAAACGGCCCUCAGUUCAUCAUAUUUGGUGUUUUUGGCUAAUAUUGUCCAUGGAUCGCGGUUAAAAAAAAAUGGGGUGCUCUGCUCACAGCAGCGGUCUUAAGAGUCAAAUUUUUCAACAUGUAAAGAUAAAAGAUCAGUGUUGAAUGGAGCUAGAAGGCAUCCUGUGUGAGGAGCCAGCAGAUGAAUUUGGCUUCAAGAUCAAGAUUUAUCUUACUAAAGUGUCUUGAACCAAACCAGCUCACUUGGUGGAAAUCUCUCUCUCAUACUGGUGUUGUCCUCUAUUAGGCUCACCUGCUAACUUUGCCGUCUACACUGCCAUUGUGGAGCCCCAUGGGAGGAUCAUGGGACUGGAUCUACCUGAUGGAGGUCACCUGACACACGGUUUCAUGACAGAGAAGAAGAAAAUUUCAGCAACAUCCAUCUUCUUUGAGUCCAUGCCGUAUAAGGUACGCAAAAAUCACAUCGUUGACUUUGUUAAAAUGCACAAAUGCAGAAAGUAGUACUGAGUUAAGGUAAGUAAUAAUGACUCUUAAAUGUAAUUUUGUGUGGAAAGCGCUGCAUUUUUAGUUACAUAACUCAGAAAUAAUACACCAUACAGUCAUCAUAGUGUAGAGACUAAGUGGAUUUAAGUUCAAACCUGAAUGUUUAAAAGUCCUGUUAUUGUUAUUUUGUUACAGUAAAGUAUAAAUGAUGAACCACAGGAAACAUUUCUCUCUAUAACACAUUUUUGAGUCGAAGCAGCUCCUUCACUGGGCUUAACCAGAUUAGACUUGUUAGUCCAAGAAUGUGCGCAUGAUUUUGGCCUGUGGCUCCUAAUGACAGCUGAGGAGAUAUGAAAAAGGAUUCCAAGAAGUCAUGACAGCCAAAAUAAUGGAAGCAGAGAAAGUAGCAUUUUCAUUUUCAGGAAUUUCAAACUGAAGACCCUGUAGGCUGCUGCUUAUGGGUAGAAAUGUUGGAAUUUCUCUGCCAGUCCUGUUUGCUUGGAUAAAUAAGAUAUAGAGUUGAUGAGUUGAAUUAGAGGACACCAGAGGAUUAAUGUUCAGUGGGAUGACUUCAGGGCCAUCUUACUUCUUAUUGGUGUCCUGUAUAUCAUAGCACUACCAGCUGACCAACCAGCUCUCCUGAUCCUGAGUAUCAGUGUUGGGAUUGAGAGUGGGAGAGGGCCAAGACCACACAGCGACACUUUGUUUUAGCUGAAUAAGACUAGGAAUGAAGUCGCAUCCCUUGAAAUACUGUCCUGAAUUUGUUUUAGCGAUAAUGAAAAAGGCGCUGAAUUGUUUCUUCUAUUUGUGUAAUCCUUAUUUUCACCGAUGCCACUUCAGGUUAAGAUCAAGUAAGGAUUAAAGAAAGAGAAGAAGCAGUUCAACCCUCAUUUUCUGUCAAGUUUGAGGAUUCCUACAAUCACCUGCCCUGUGUUGAACACACAUGAUCGACUUUUGUAUUUCUUAUAAAAACAUGCAAGUGUUAAUGCUGUGACUCCUACUUUAAGGUGAAUCAAGAAACCGGUUACAUCGACUACGACAGACUGCAAGAAAACGCCAAACUGUUCCACCCCAAACUCAUCAUUGCAGGUCCGUUGUUACACACACACACACACACAUAUUGACAUCAAAGUUGUGCUGAAAUCUGAUGUUGAGUCUCUUAAAUGAAAAAAUAGUGAAAUGAUGGAGAGUAAAAAAAUCUGAAGUUGGGGAGCUCACUUCUUCCUCCUCUGCAGGGACGAGCUGUUAUUCCCGAAACAUCGACUACGCCCGCAUGAAGCAGGUUGCUAAUGAGAACGGCGCCUACCUGAUGGGGGACAUGGCUCACAUCAGUGGGCUGGUGGCUGCUGGAGUCGUGCCCUCCCCAUUUGGGUACUGUGACAUUGUUUCUACGACAACACACAAGACGCUGCGGGGCUGCCGUGCUGGACUCAUCUUCUACAGGAAAGGUAGGAGUGAAAUAUGACAACACCACAGCCAAAGUAAAGCCUUUUAGAACAGAGAUGGACUGAUUACUGGCCUUGGUCGAUAUUCAGAGCCAAAAUUUAGCGUUCAGCCAGUUAUCUGUAUUUCUGUUUUAUUUUACCAAUCUCCUGAAAUUCCCCGGCUUUUUCCAUGUUUCAAUUUUCAUCCUCCUCCUUCAGGUGUGAGGAGUGUUGAUGCCAAGGGGAAGGAGACCAUGUACAACCUGGAGUCUCUGAUCAAUCAGGCUGUAUUUCCAGGGCUGCAGGGAGGACCACACAACCACGCCAUUGCAGGUCAGCCUCUCACCAUCGUUUAGUUUAUUUCUCGUGUCCUCUCAGUUUCAUUCAUUCAUGUAAACAUGUUUCUCACCAAGAGUUCUUGUUUUACAUUUGAAGGUGUCGCUGUAGCUCUGAAACAAGCCAUGACGCCGGAGUUCAAAGCCUACCAGACGCAGGUUCUUGCUAACUGCAAAGCUCUCUCUAGUGCUCUCAUUAACCACGACUACAAGAUCGUCACAGGUAAGCACCACUGUGCCAUAUCUUCAGUUUAUGUUGAGAGGAAAUGUUGAAACAAACAACUAGAUCAACAGGUUAGCUAAAACAUGAGUGUGUUGUUGACAUGAGGUAAUUGAAAAUGAGUUGAAAUGAGGCCCUCUUCCUUUGAUUUUUAAUGCACAUUGUUAUAAUGAGGACAGAAACUGAUGCUGUCGGUGUUUCUGGAGAAUUUAAAGUAAUCACUGGUCAUUACGAUCUCAAUAUGAACAUUUGUGACGAUACGCAUUGGAUCACACUAAACCUAAUCCAUUGCAAACCUCCCUCCAUGUCUCCAUAUGACAAACAACCCCCUCAUAUUAAAACAUCUAAGACCUAAGAUUAUUAUCCAAAGAAAGUUUAUGACGUUUAUUGCUCCGGAGCUGGGUGAUAAACUGUCUUUUCUCUGUAAAACUAUGGAUUUCACAGUUUUUUUUAUUUUCUUCUUCAGGGGAAAAAAACUAAAACUGACAGAAAUUCAAAACAAGUUUUUAGCCUCCCGGGUGAUGAGCUCAUCUUCAGCUUCUGUAGUAGCUUUGUCAAACCUAGUGCAGUGGGAAAUUACUUUGCUCAUCCUGUUUGCCGGCUGUAGCAGUCUUGUUCAUCUCUUAGUGAGACACGUUUCUUCGACUUGGCUGCAUGUCUCUGUGUAUAGAUGUUGAAAUGACAUGCUAGUGUUGCUGCCUUUAGCCGCAACAACCUUUGAAAAACUUUGAAGUCCGACAUUGCAACAACCAACCCACGAGACUGCCUCUUUAAGGAGCAAAUUGUUCAUAAACCCUGGUAGCCAUGAUGUUGUUUGUCAUGUGUCUGUCUCUAAGGAAAGUAAAUAAAGACAAAUGUGUGAGCUGUGAAAGUGAGGAAGUAAGAGAGAAAAUGUAGAUUUUUAUCUUUCAAAUCUCCCUAAAGUACAAAUUGAUCCAUCAAAGUGAUUUAUUGCCAAGUCCUAGAUUGCAUGAAGGUGUCUUAUUUUUCGUUUAUUGGUUAUGUAGUUAUAAAGAUUGAUUAGCUCCUGUCUCUUUAGAGUUUUGCAAUACUUUUAUCCCUCUUUCUGUGUAGGCGGCUCUGACAACCAUCUGAUCUUGCUGGACCUGCGCAGCAAAGGAAGCGAUGGAGGGCGAGCUGAGAAGGUUCUGGAGGCCUGUGCUAUCGCUUGUAACAAGAACACCUGUCCAGGUACUGUGUAUAGUUAGUGUAAUGUAAAUUAUUGCAGUCUGUCCUGAAUGACUGCUCGUUUCAGUGUCAGUCUGUAUGCCUCUGAUGUGUGUAUCUGUGCUUAUACAGGAGAUAAGAGUGCUCUGCGCCCCAGUGGACUGAGGUUCGGCUCGCCAGCUCUGACAUCCAGAGGUUUAGUGGAGGAGGACUUCAAGAAGGUGGCUGAGUUCAUUCACAGAGGUAACACUUUUUUGUACACUUCACUACAAAUCAUACUAGAAGCACACAAUGCACUCAAACUUCUGACACCGUCUGCAGUUGGAAGAUUGUGAAGAUUAAUUUCGUCUAUAUAAAUGAAAAAAAAAAAAAUAUUACAUCCUAACUCCCUUCCCUGCUUUUCUCUCUCCUGCAGGUAUUGUUCUGACUCUGGAGGUGCAGAGAAGUCUGGAUCCAAAGGCCACACUGAAGGAGUUCAUCCAGGCUCUGUCUCAGGGAGAGAAGUUCCAGCAGCGGGUCGCUGAAAUCAAGGCAGAGGUGGAGGCUUUCGCCGGUCAGUUCCCCAUGCCGGGUCUUCCUGAGCUGUAAACGGAGGCGGUUCAGGCCCCAUGGACUGAUGAUUAAAUUAACAUGCCGGGCCUAGUGGUGUGCUAUAACGUGUGCAUAUUUCUUAAGGUUGUACACCUGCUGAACCUGUCACAGUUCAACACAAGAUUCUUCCUUUUGGCAUUUUAACAGGAUGGUUUUUGGUUGAACAGAUUUGACCAAACAGAGAGGUAUUUCUGCAGACUUCCUUUGCUGUUUUUGUUUCCUCUGUAACUUUGCUCUCAAUACUGUGAUCACAUUCAAGCUUUAAUCUUAUCAGAUUUCUGUUUACUAUUUCAAAGCAAGGAGCACUACAAAGCAAAAAGCAGGCUUAUAUAUGUGGGCUUCAUACAGGGUUCUCUGUAUUCUUGUUAAUUUUACCAAACAUUUUUUGAUAACGAAUAAAUAACACUCUCAUUCUUUCUGAUAAAAGUCAUGGAAAAAACAGACUGAUUUAAACUGCUGAUCCAGAGUGAGAGGACACUCAUCAUGAGGCCUACCGUUGAAACAGAUGAUUGUUAAUUCCAAAUACUAAACCAAAGUUCAAACUGAAGAGACACUUCAGAUACAAAGAACAAAUGUUUCAUCUGCAGAAUUUAUGAAAGAUGGAAAAACUGCCUGUACUGAAUAAAUGCUGUACAUUCUUGAGAUAAGAGCUUGAAAUAAAAUAAUUGAAACCA